CCCAGGUGUGUGCGAAGUGCGGGCGGCGCUUACUCGGCAACGGGCAGCGCUGCCUGCAGGCGGUCGUACCAUGGGGGGGGGCGUACGUGCUCACCAAGUCCAAGUGUGCAACCACUGCGGGACGGUGUGGGGACGUGACGUCAACUCCGCAACCAACAUCCGGCACGCGCUGGUGGAGAUGCUGCUGGGGCACAAGCGACCUGCAUCGCUGCAGACUGGCGGCGGCGGCGGCGGUGGCAGCGGCGGCGGCGGCAGCGGCGGCGGCGGCAGCGGCAGCAGCGGGGGCGCGUGCGCGCAUCUUGGUAGCAGAGGGGGCGGGAAAGGCCACGUGGAGGAGGAGAGCGCAGCGCCGCCCAAGAAGCGGCGCAAGCGCGCAGGCUGAGGAGCCGGCUGGCGGUGUCUAGGUAGCGGUCCGCGGUGGGGCUGGCAGGGCAUGCGUAGCGGCAUGACAAGUAGUGCGGCUGUUGACAACUGUGCUACGUCUGGCUGCGGUUGGCUCUGCUGUGGCAUCGCGAUUGCUAGGCACCUGGUUUGGCUAUGUGCCUGUGGAAACCGACCCCGGCUAUGUCCGGGCGAUGAGGAUAGCCGGGCGAUGAGGUUGUUCGGCCUCAGACUGUGGAGGGGCUCAGCCCACACGGGUAU
This is a messenger RNA of Chlamydomonas reinhardtii, 642 nucleotides long. RefSeq lists its product as uncharacterized. Bases 71 to 382 code for a protein of 103 amino acids. The transcript is spliced from 2 exons. The record is from RefSeq and is a predicted model, not a curated record. NCBI's taxonomy places the organism in Eukaryota, Viridiplantae, Chlorophyta, Chlorophyceae, Chlamydomonadales, Chlamydomonadaceae.